Messenger RNA from Trypanosoma cruzi, 969 nucleotides. RefSeq lists its product as uncharacterized. The record is from RefSeq and is a predicted model, not a curated record. Lineage: Eukaryota; Euglenozoa; Kinetoplastea; Trypanosomatida; Trypanosomatidae. The coding region runs from base 1 to 969 and encodes 322 amino acids. The transcript has a single exon.
AUGGCUGUAACGCAUUGGGUCCAUGGCGGCGUCGUGCCCCCUCCGUUGCCCAUGGCAAAACGUGUGUUGUGGCUCGUGCUGAUGAUGUCACUUUAUGUCGAUGCUGCGUCGGCCUCCGACACAUUGAAGGGUGUAGCACCAUUUCGCUGCAUGCGCCCAUUUGAGUCACUUCCGCGUUUCUCUCCGGCAAACAUGGACUCUGGAGAGAACUGUAGGUUGGGCCCGUUUCGCGUCAUUAAUGCGAAGGCCAUGACGCAGUGUGUUCGCGACGACGACGACACGACUCGAGCAGCGUCUCCCACGUGUAGUGUCACUUUACGCGUGUCGUUCCAAACGGAAGGGGAUAAAAGGCGUCACCGUGUAGGAGGAGCAGCUUUAGCUGGGAGUGAUGAGGCAUUUGGAAGUGGGGCGUACCGUUUUUCCCUGCGUCUUCGCGCCUUCAAUGACAGCAUAGUGGAGUAUAAAGGGUUUGAUCAAAACGGCUACAGUAUGUGCUGUCAUUUCAUUGAGGGGUCAGAGUGCUCGUGGGACGUGAAGGAGGAGGAGGGGAACAGUACCCAGCAGGAGGCUGCAACACCUCAGAAAGACGAUGACGGCAGAGCGUCCCAUGCACCUCGGCGACGGGAGGCGAUGGUGGUCUCGUGCCCGAUCCGCAACCCCGUGGUAGCUGGAAUUGUUUUUCAUGGUGCUAUCACAAAGCCACUUCACCGUCUUGUUAUUACGGAGUGGGAGGCCCGACUAGAGCUGUGGCGCGGUCGGCCGCAUGAAAAGGUUUUUCUGGGUCGUGUGCUUGUGCCCUUUCGACUGACCGAAGACGACAUUGCAUCCGCCCAGUCCAAUGCCGCAGCGACAACAACAACAACGGCUAUGACAGCCACAGACAGUUCGGCGUCAGGCAAAAUGGCAGGUGGUGUGCUCUUGGUCACGGAAGAUGUUGUUAAGGAGAGGAACGGAUAUGAAGACUUGUAG